GAUUACAGGUACCAGUCGGGUCGAAAAACCAAAAUGGCGACCACCAGUAACACGGAUGAUCAAGAAGCUGUCGAAUUUGUCCCGGAAAGUGACGAAUUGUUUCCAGGUGUUAAAGAUGUAGCCACUUUCUCCCAGCAAACCCUAGGUCGACUGAUGUUAGCAACGAAGGCUGCACAUGCCCUCCCUCCGCACGGCGAUGACUAUGACUUCUACUCCAGCUACGAGACUUUUCGCCAGUACUGCCACAGCCAGUCUGAAAGACUUCUGCAGAACAUCAACGGCCUCAUGCAUCUCCAAGGCAGUAAAGCACAUCUGACAGGGGGGAGCUCUGCCCCUGAGCUUGAAGACAAGACGGAUGCAAUCAUCGAGACAAAUGACACCAUUCUUGAGAAAGUGGGCCUACUCCUGGAUGAAGCCACCGGACUGAUCAAGCCAGGCAAGGCAGCUCUCCCCCCAGGCUCCCAGCCCAAGGCUCCUCCCAAGCUCAUAGUGGCCAGCUGGAACCAACAGAGUUCUACAGAGUCACAAAAGGGUCGAUCGUUUCACCUCAUGCAUGCCAAGAACAUUUCCCGACCGCAGCUGAAGUUCAAGGAUAAGAUCAACAACAGCAACACACCGUUUGUCCCAAUCAUCACCAGCAAGCCAAACGCCUUGAAACCGCUCAAUAAAGGGUUAUUGUCUCCAAGCAAAAGCAAGUCAGAAGGCAAAGACAUUCCCGAUGCAGUCUCAGCCUUCAUCCAUCAGCAGCGAGUGGGAACUGAUGAAAGUGAAGACAUUACGGCCCACCCCUACCAGUAUGAGCUGGACCACUUCGUUCCCGACCCCUCCAUGCUUCUCCCCGUGGACUCGCCCUCUUACGAACCCCUUGACACAACCCCGCUCACGCUGGUGGACACAGUGGAGCAGUUGGAGGAACUCAGUCGGACGCUGGACUCGCUGAAUGAAUUUGCCGUUGAUUUAGAGCACCACUCCUACCGGUCAUUCCAGGGUUUCACCUGCCUCAUGCAGAUCUCGACGGGUCGCCAUGACUACAUCAUUGACACACUGGCUCUCAGAAGUGAACUGCAAAUCCUUAACAACUCCUUCACCAACCCAGCGAUUGUCAAGGUCUUCCACGGGGCUGACAUGGAUGUGGAAUGGCUGCAGCGGGACCUCGGCCUCUACGUGGUCAACAUGUUUGACACCGGCCAGGCCUCUCGCAUCCUCGGCAAGGCCCGAAACUCCCUCGCUCACCUGCUCCAACUCUACUGCGGCCUGUCCCCUGACAAAUCCUACCAGCUUGCUGAUUGGAGGAUAAGACCUCUGCCCCAGGAGAUGAUCAGCUACAGCCGUGCCGACACCCACUACUUGCUGUACAUAUAUCACCGUAUGAAGAACGAGCUGAUCGAGAGAGGUAACAAGGCCAACAACCUGCUGAAGCAGACCCUCGAGCAAAGCAGACAGGUCUGCCUCCGGCGCUACAAGAAGCUCAUUUUCACAGACGAUUCCUACCUAACUCUGUGGAAACGCAGCAAGAAGUCCUUCAAUCCAAAACAGUACGAGGCACUUAAGCUGCUGUAUGCUUGGAGGGACCGGGUAGGAAGACAGGAAGACGAAAGCACAGGCUACGUCCUACCAAAUCACAUGCUCUUCCAAGUUGCCGAGAAUCUUCCAAGGGAGCCCCAUGGAGUGUUGGCCUGCUGUAAUCCCAUCCCCCCGUUGGUGCGACAACAACUGAACGAGGUCCAUCAGCUGGUCCUAAAAGCCAGGAUGUACCAAGGCCGCAUCAAGAAACCGAGCCCAAGUCCCAAGAUAUUUGCCUCCCCAUCGUCACCAAUGGAGACCCCUACCCCAAUCAAACUGACCCCUAGACCACUAAACAGUCUCCUGUCCUGUCCUCAUGACCCUACACCACAGCAAGAAGUCCCAGACCAAAAUAACAUGGUUCGCUCCGUUCCAGUUGCUCAUUACUCUGCUCUGUUUGGGGAAGAAGCCCUCCCUGAAGUCCACCCUGGGACUGUACGGAGCGCCAGCCCCAUUAUCACAGCCUUCGGCAGUAGCUCAGACGAGGAGACUGACAGAGCCCAGCCGACGCCAGGACAACAGAAAGUGGCACGGCUCAAGUCCAUGUUCGUCAACCCAUUUGAAAUGUUUCUUCCUCCGAAGCGCUUGGUCCAGAUAACCCCCGCCCUCCUAGAAGCUGACAAAAUUAACCUCUUGCCUGCUGGAAGUAAGAGUGGCGCUCCCUCAAGUGGCUCAUCGACUGAGGUACCUCUUGAUACAGCUCUGAGCGUGUGGAAGCUGAAGAAACCUCCCAAGCCACCACCAGCACCAGCGAAGACAGAGACCGCCGCUCUCCAGAACGCCAACAAUAACAGAGAGAGUGAGAGCGACACAGAGGGUGAGGCAACGGAGGAGACAGCCGGAAAAGAAACAGGAGGCACAUUGAGACAACAGAAACGAAAGGCUCCUCCAGUGGACGACCCACCAGUGAUGACUUAUCGACCGCCGGCCAAACGGGAGAAGAAGUCGGACAAUCGCAAGGCAAACCCCCACACAAAGAGAGUGGUUGACCCAGGGACAUUCAAGCCAUUCGACUACAGCGCUGUCAGUGUGCCGCCAGCAAAUGAUGGCAGACAGCCUAGCAGUGGCAGAGGAAGUGGGUGGGGCAACCGAGGAAGUGGGUGGGGCAACCAAGGAAGAGGGCGAGGUGAUCGAGGAAGGGGCGUGGCCAAGCAUUUUGAUCCUUUCACUCACGCAUCAACACGCGACCGUCCCGAAUUUAAGAACAAGGGGCGACCAAAGGCGCCUCGUGGCUCUGGACAACACAGUGUAACGUACACAAAGCACGACGGAGGAAGGAAUUUCCGAGGCAAACACCACUGGCCAAAGAGAUAGAGAGCUCUCGCAGGCAAGCAGCAGGUAACUGCGUAUUCAAUUUAGUAAAUAAAAUGAUCAUUGGAAAAGUGGUCAUUGUUCUCUUGGCUGUGGAUACGCGUAUGGCGCAAAUUCACAGGUGGCGCCAAAAAUUCCUACGGGACCAGUGUCGCUUUGUUGACACUGCCUCACUCGACAGAUUGCCUGGGGAUCUACCCAAUGUCUACAUAAUCCACAACCCUAUCGACACCACACCAACAGCGUUAUCCUUGUACCUCUACAAAAUCAGUGGGGCCUCAUGCCUUGGGAAAAGUAACAGAGGCUAGGUUUCUACCUUCCUCAAUCCUACAAAAUCCUCUCAAACCUGCUGCUUGGUUUUGAAGGAUCUAAAAGAAAAAAAAACAUCAAGUGGGUCCUUUUUAUUUUAAACCACUGAGCAUUUUCCAUACUUUGGCAUAAAAGUGAUUCUGUAGCCGUGCUUGUUGUCUCCGAAUUUGUCUCCGCGUCCAACAUUUCCGUGCAGGGACAAGUCUUUAAAUCAAUCAUUUAUUUCAUACGCACAGAUAGCUUAUGGGAACAAAAAUAUCUGUUUUAGUGGUAGAGGAAGAACAGUUAUCAUAUGUCCACAUCCGGUUUUAGCUGAGUUGACCCUUAUCUUAUCCGUUUCAUUGAGAUGGGACCUAAACAGUUAGUUGAUGUUUAUUGCAGUUUAUUUAUAUCCACUUGAUCAAGGAAGAACAGUAGUGCUCCAAAAAAACUCCAAGUGGAUUGCCACUCUUUUUAAUGGAGAGGGUAAAAAAAGUUACGAAAGCCAGUGUGCGCCAAUUCGUGUUUCAGUUUACUUUGAUAGCAACAUCCAGGCUUUUGUGCUAUUUUUAAUUAAAAUAUCGGGGGGGGCUAUUUUCCAAUUCAUUUUGGUCUUUGACAUUAAAAUGCGCUUAUCGUAAAUAAUAAUACAA
This is a messenger RNA of Acanthaster planci (crown-of-thorns starfish), 3815 nucleotides long. Its product is annotated as exosome complex component 10-like. Gene Ontology annotation, cellular component: nuclear exosome (RNase complex); nucleolus. Gene Ontology annotation, molecular function: single-stranded RNA binding; nucleotide binding; 3'-5'-RNA exonuclease activity. NCBI's taxonomy places the organism in Eukaryota, Metazoa, Echinodermata, Asteroidea, Valvatida, Acanthasteridae. Gene Ontology annotation, biological process: nuclear polyadenylation-dependent snRNA catabolic process; poly(A)-dependent snoRNA 3'-end processing; nuclear polyadenylation-dependent CUT catabolic process. The record is from RefSeq and is a predicted model, not a curated record.